CGAAGGUGUUUCACCUCUACUGAAGACGCCAUGCAAAUUCCAUCGCGCUCGCAAUAAAUAAUUUUUUGUUCAAAUUUAAAAAGCUUUUAAUCUGAUAGACAAUUCCCAAACUUAACAAAAUGCGUCCGCCAGAGUUCAAACUUAACAAUCCGCCGGAGGACCUGAUCUCCGCCGUGAAAUUUGGCCCUAAAUCGAAUCAGUACAUGGCGGCGUCUUCCUGGGAUGGAACUCUCCGGUUCUACGAUGUGCCGGCAAACCAGAUGCGCCAAAAGUUCCUGCAGGAUACUCCAAUUCUGGACUGUGCCUUCAUGGACAUAGUGCACGUGGUUAGUGGCUCGCUGGACAACCAACUCCGCCUUUUUGACGUGAACACCCAGACUGAAAGUGUUAUUGGUCAGCACGAAAAGGCCAUCAGAUGUGUGGAGCACGCCGAGUACGUGAAUGGCAUCCUCACGGGAAGCUGGGACACAAACGUGAAGUUGUGGGAUAUGCGGGAGAAGUGCUGCGUAGGAACUUACGAGCAGAACAACGGAAAGGUAUACUCCAUGUCUGUCAUUGAUGAAAAGAUUGUGGUGGCUACAUCCGACCGCAAGGUGCUAAUCUGGGACCUGCGCAAGAUGGACAGCUACAUCAUGAAACGAGAGUCCUCACUAAAGUACCAGACUCGCUGCAUUCGGCUGUUCCCCAACAAAGAGGGCUACGUGAUGUCCUCUAUCGAAGGCCGGGUGGCCGUUGAGUACCUGGACCACGAUCCCGAGGUGCAACGCCGCAAAUUCGCCUUCAAGUGCCACCGGAAUCGGGAGCAGAACAUCGAGCAAAUCUACCCGGUGAAUGCUCUUAGUUUCCACAAUGUCUACCAGACAUUCGCAACUGGCGGAUCCGAUGGCAUUGUAAACAUUUGGGAUGGCUUCAACAAGAAACGCCUCUGUCAGUUCCACGAAUACGAUACCUCCAUUUCCACGCUUAACUUCAGCUCCGAUGGCACCGCCCUGGCUAUCGGUUGCUCCUAUUUGGACCAACUGACAGAGACUCCGGCCACCGUGCCUCAUCCGGCUAUCUAUAUACGCUAUCCUACGGACCAGGAAACUAAGCAGAAAUAAUGUUUCCUCCGAAGUUCUCUUCAUUUAUUUGUUAAUGCUGUAAUUAUACAAUAUUUUAUAUUCUAUUUUCAUUUUGCACAAACGUCUGUAAUCAGUGCCCAUGUCAGCUUGACCAGUAUAAAAGAAAGCUCUAUGAAACUCAUGACCGAGGCCCCCAUAUAAAGACUUACGAUACCUCCAAAAUUGGCCAAUAAAUCUAGGUUUGUGUA
Messenger RNA from Drosophila eugracilis, 1309 nucleotides. It is a transcript of the gene Bub3, whose product is annotated as mitotic checkpoint protein BUB3. Gene Ontology annotation, cellular component: mitotic checkpoint complex; kinetochore; bub1-bub3 complex. Gene Ontology annotation, biological process: mitotic spindle assembly checkpoint signaling. Lineage: Eukaryota; Metazoa; Arthropoda; Insecta; Diptera; Drosophilidae. The transcript is spliced from 2 exons. The record is from RefSeq and is a predicted model, not a curated record. Gene Ontology annotation, molecular function: ubiquitin binding. Bases 120 to 1100 code for a protein of 326 amino acids.